Scomber japonicus (chub mackerel) is the source of this 769-nucleotide messenger RNA. RefSeq names its product eukaryotic translation elongation factor 1 beta 2 (gene eef1b2). The coding region runs from base 65 to 742 and encodes 225 amino acids. Gene Ontology annotation, biological process: translational elongation. Gene Ontology annotation, molecular function: guanyl-nucleotide exchange factor activity; translation elongation factor activity. The record is from RefSeq and is a predicted model, not a curated record. Gene Ontology annotation, cellular component: eukaryotic translation elongation factor 1 complex; cytosol. Lineage: Eukaryota; Metazoa; Chordata; Actinopteri; Scombriformes; Scombridae. The transcript is spliced from 7 exons.
CCCGCCUCCUUCCUCCUUCUUCUUCCUCCUCCUGCGGCUCCUCGUCGCCAUCUUCAUCUUCAUCAUGGGCUUCGGUGACCUGAACUCUGCUGCAGGCCUCAAGGUGCUGAACGGCUUCCUGGCGGAGCGCAGCUACAUAGAGGGGUUCGUGGCGUCCCAGGCUGACGUAGCGGUGUUCGAGGCCGUCUCAGCAGCGCCCCCUGCUGACCUGUGCCACGCGCUGCGCUGGUUCAACCACAUCAAGUCCUACCAGAGCCAGAAGAGCAGUCUUCCAGGUGUGAAGAAACCUCUGGGUCAGUACGGCCCCGCCGGAUUGGCCGACAGCACGCAGAGCUCCGCCCCCGCCAAGGAGGACGACGACGAUGACAUCGACCUGUUCGGCUCCGACGAGGAGGAAGACGCUGAGGCCACCCGGCUGAAGGAGGAACGUCUGGCUCAGUACGCCGCCAAGAAGUCCAAGAAGCCCGCCCUCAUCGCCAAAUCCUCCAUCCUAUUGGACGUGAAGCCGUGGGACGACGAGACGGACAUGUCCAAGCUGGAGGAGUGUGUCCGCAGUAUUCAGAUGGACGGGCUGGUCUGGGGACAGUCUAAACUGGUUCCCGUCGGUUACGGCAUCAAGAAACUGCAGAUUGGCUGCGUGGUGGAAGACGACAAGGUGGGGACAGACAUCCUGGAGGAGCAGAUUACGGCGUUCGAGGACUUCGUCCAGUCGAUGGACGUCGCUGCUUUCAACAAAAUCUGAAACAAUAAAAACGUGAAGAGCACAAAA